This is a messenger RNA of Cantharellus anzutake, 767 nucleotides long. RefSeq lists its product as uncharacterized. The record is from RefSeq and is a predicted model, not a curated record. The transcript is spliced from 4 exons. NCBI's taxonomy places the organism in Eukaryota, Fungi, Basidiomycota, Agaricomycetes, Cantharellales, Hydnaceae. Bases 171 to 671 code for a protein of 166 amino acids.
GCCUGCGCAUGGAAAUAUGGGUGCUUCAGCGCCGUAUGUACAUUUAAUAGUUAUAUUCUCCCUCACGUCUGAAACCGCUGAGCAGGGUCCCUGAUUUGGAUCGGAUCGGCAUUGGAUUCGCCCCAGAUUGGCAGGGUUUGAGUGGGCUUGGCUGUGAAACAUUUCAAUCCAUGCCAAUGCCCUCAAGAUCUGAAGAAAACUCAAUGCCAAUCCGAUCCGAAUCCGACUUAUCAGGAGCCCUACCGCUGAGAGACUGGUUGCCAUGUUUGGAACGCUGUUUUAAGAGAGAUCAUAUCCCUUUGAGUUACCUUCUGACGAACACCGAGAUCUACCUGCCGACAAGGGCGAGGAUCUGGAGAGGAUCGCAUGAAGUGGCAGAACUCUUAGAUCGGGAAGCAAGGUGGAAGAAUACCGAGAGACGGCGCGUUUGGUCCCAGAUCUUCAGAGAUGCAUAUCAGAUUCUCAGUACCAACUCGACACAUUUGCGUCCCGAUAUCGGGCUGGAAAGGAAGCGAAGUAGAAUGUGCUGUUGUGGAGGGCGCUUGUUUGACGAAAGUAAUGCAAUGCAGAAAAGUACACGUAAAGUUCAUAUUCACAGGAGGUUGCAUUGUGUCAGCGGGGUAUUCGGUGAUCAGAUAGCGUGGAUGGCGUCGCGAUGUUGUAAUUCAUGACGUGAGCCAUCAGAUUGUAAUAAACGUAGGUCAGUGCGUUGGAUCGAAUGAUACAGUUAGUGCGUUUGCGUCGUCCGAACUUGAGUCAAGGAUGAA